This is a messenger RNA of Cydia fagiglandana, 1458 nucleotides long. RefSeq names its product 3-oxoacyl-[acyl-carrier-protein] reductase FabG-like. NCBI's taxonomy places the organism in Eukaryota, Metazoa, Arthropoda, Insecta, Lepidoptera, Tortricidae. The coding region runs from base 200 to 994 and encodes 264 amino acids. The record is from RefSeq and is a predicted model, not a curated record. Gene Ontology annotation, molecular function: oxidoreductase activity. The transcript has a single exon.
UCGUUUUUACACAUCCGUCUGCGAUACAGGUAAGACUAGGAUCGAACGUUGCGCCGAAAAUAGUCUAAUAAUUUGAAGGUUGGGUAAGUGUGGGAUCGCCCCGCGUGUUCAAAUAUAAGCCAUGUUUUCUUGAACCGUAAUUCAUUCUUCUGGCCGUCUCCAACUUUAAAACAUCUGUGAAUAUCAAUUCUCAUUCGUGAUGAGUUUCUCCGGAAAAGUGGUGUUAGUAACUGGCGCAAGCUCCGGUAUCGGAGCGGCUACUGCUUUGCUGUUUUCGAAAGAAGGUGCUCAAGUUGCUAUCGUUGGUCGGAAUGAAGAAAAACUGAACAAAGUCAGGCAGAUGUGCGCAGCACUCGACUCAGAUCCACUCGUCAUAAAAGCUGACGUCGCAAACGAGGAAGAAGCAAGCACUAUUAUUCAGCAAACCGUGGGUCAUUUUGGGCAAUUAGAUGUUCUUGUAAACAACGCGGGUAUCAUGAGAGCUAUGGCAGUCAGCGAUCCAAACAUCCUGCAAGUUUUUGACGAAGUUAUGAAUACGAAUCUUCGUUCGAUCGUGCAGUUGACCAGUCUUGCUGUACCUCAUCUGGAAGUCACUAAGGGGAACAUUGUGAGUGUUUCGAGUAUUGCUGCUAUGUCUGUGAGUGGGUCUAAUUUCAUGCCAUAUUGCGUGUCAAAGGCAGCCUUGGAUCAGUUCACUCGUUGCGCGGCCUUGGACCUGGCACCGUUGGGGAUAAGGGUCAACACUGUCAACCCAGGGCCGGUGAAGACAGACAUUGUUGAAAAUUCUGGUUUGGCGCCGCCAGGUGCUGAUGACGUUGUGUGGGAAGUGAUGAAGAAAUCAACGGUUUUGGGAAGAGUGAGUGAUCCAGAAGAGAUCGCGGAAAUAAUAGCAUUUUUGGCGAGCGACAAAGCGAGAGGAGUCACCGGGUCAAGCUAUGUCUCUGAUAAUGGCGGUUUGAUCAAUCGUCAGCUUCUUGGACAAAAAGUAAAUUAAAUAGACAAACAUCAUAUUGAUUCACCUUACGAUUAGGUACGAAAUAAUAUUACGACAUUCGAUUAGCGUUGUUUAUCGAUGCGUGAAUAUAAUUAUAAUGUAACAAGCAUAUUUUAUUAUUUGGUGUCUAUUAUUUUGCAAAUUAAUUGUUAACAACUGCAGCUGUUGCCAGUUACCAAUUUGAACAAAACUAAGAAUUUAAUAGUUUGUUGUUACAUCUACCCAAAAAUUCUUUGUUUACCUACGUCUCUGACCCUGUAACUAGUAAAACUGUGUGACGUGUGCAAUGAAGAGUUAGAAAGUGCACAAUGUCAAUUUUAAUAUGUUACGCCAACGGGAAUGCACUUAUUUUUUAGCCAGCCUAUAUAAAAAAAAUUUAAAAAUAAAAUUUUUGUCAUGAACAUAAACAUUAAACAUGUUUAAAGCUUGUUAUUAGAAAUACCUACCAGUUAAAAAUGUGUUUA